UAUGAACACUACUAUCCGUAAAUUAUAUACUUUCAAAAAGAAAUAAAAGAGUUUCGAUAAAACCUUUGGUGUUAAAUAUGUUUAAGAUAUACUCAACAAUAUAAUUGUUUAGAAAAUUGACUUUUCAGUACAUUCUGAAAUAUGCAAAACUGAAGAAGAUCUUGAUUUAGAUGAUUUAAUCAUUAAUGAAAUCUCAAAAACAGAAGGACCUGAAGAAGAUAUUCAAAUUAAUGAUGAUUUAUCACAAAAAUUAAAUGAUCUAGUAAGUCCCAGAAAAAAAUUAGUUACUUUUGAUUCAGACAACUAUAGACUUAUUUAUAGAUUAAAGAAAUCUAAAUCCAAACUCAUUGUUGUACCUUGUAAAGUAUCUAAACGAACAUUUAAAAUGACAGAAUAAGAUCUCUAAUUUCAAUAAUUAUUUGAUUAAUCCACUUAUUAAUUUUAACCUCCAAAUGAAUUAGACUUUUUAAUACCUUUUAAUGAAUUUUAUCAGAAAAUAAAUGAAAUCGUGCUUAAUCAAUUGUGA
This is a messenger RNA of Paramecium pentaurelia, 526 nucleotides long. Lineage: Eukaryota; Ciliophora; Oligohymenophorea; Peniculida; Parameciidae. The record is from the annotation of a GenBank genome assembly.